AUGCAGUACCACGCGCUGUCGCUAGCCAAUCAGGCGGGACUACAAGUCGACCUUAUUGGCUACGCAGGGUCACAGGUGCAUCCCUCGGUGGCGGAGCAUCCGCGCAUUCACCUGCGCCUGCUGGGCAUGCCCUUCCCCAGCGGCCUCUCGCGCCCGCUGUACCUGCUGCUGCUGCCCAUCAAGCUCAUAGCCCAAGUGCUCUGCUUCCUCUGGGUGCUCUGCAUCGCCACCCCUCCUCCCGACUUCUACCUUUUACAGAACCCGCCCACCAUUCCCACCUUCACAGUGGUCCGUUUCGCGGGCCUGGUGCGCCGAGCCUCGUUCGUCAUCGACUGGCACAACUUCGGCUUCACUCUCUUUGGCCUCCGCUUCGGCCCCGCUCACCCACUCGUGAAGAUCCACAAGUGGUAUGAGACCACCAUCGGUCGGCAGGCAGCAGCACACAUCUGUGUGACUCGAGCCAUGCAGCAGGAGUUGGCAAACAACUGGGAUAUACGAGCCACUGUCUUGUACGACCGCCCUCCUGCCUUCUUCCGACCCAGCUCCCUUGAGGAGAUGAGAGAGGUACUGGGCCGCAUCGACCAAUCACUGCUCGACAGCUGUUUCGCGCCACCUGCACCAGGAACCACGCAGUGGACUCUCAGACCGGACCGCCCUGCCAUUGUUGUCAGCAGCUCCAGCUGGACGGCAGACGAGGAUUUCGACGUGCUGCUAGAGGCAGCUCUCAUGUAUGACAGGCGUGUGGCAGCGAUGGCAGGGGAAGGGGAGUUUGGAGGAGAGGGAGGAGGGGAGGAAGGGGGUGCUGGAGCCCCUCUACUUGAUUCCAGAGGAACUGAUGGGAGUUCAGCAGUGACAGUGGCAGGAGUAGCAGCAGGAGCAGAAGCAGGAGCAGCAACAGCAACAGCAACAGCAACAGGGUCAGCAAGUGCUGCCAAAGAUUCUGCUAGUGGGGGGGGCUCAAGAAACGGCGCAGCAGGAGAGGACGAGCAGGGAGGGGUGGCAACGACAGCAGCAGGAGUAGGAGCAAGUGGAGGGAGGUUGAAGGCAGGAGCCAAGUUUCCUAACCUGGCGUUUAUUGUUACUGGCAAGGGAGCCCUCCGAUCGCACUACGAAUCAAAGAUGCGACGGCUCAGAUUGCGCCACGUGUCCUUCCGAACCGCAUGGCUCGCCCCGGAGGACUACCCGAGGCUGCUGGGCUCGGCGGACCUGGGCGUGUCUCUCCAUACCUCGUCCUCAGGCUUGGAUCUGCCAAUGAAAGUGGUGGAUAUGUUUGGGUGCGGCCUUCCCGUGUGUGCCAUCUCCUAUUCCUGCAUCCAUGAGCUAGUCAAGGACGGCAUCAACGGUCUCCUCUUCUCCGAUUCGUCAGAGCUCGCCUCUCAACUCAUCGACAUCUUCUGCGGCUUCCCAGAAGGUUCUUCCACUCUCAAGCCCCACUCGCCCACCACUGCCACCACCUACACCUCAGCCUUCACCCCCUCAGGUCCAUCAACCUCCCCCUUACCUUCGUCUACCACAUCGCCCUCCUCUCCCUCAUCUCCCUCAUCUGCUCCUUCUUCCGUUACUCUUCUUCAGAAGCUGAGGUCUGGUGCACUUGCAACAGGAGCUGCUGGUAAAUGGGCGGAUGAAUGGGGUGCGAAUGUGCUUCCGCUGGUGGAGAGAUUAUCCGGGGGUGAUUUACGAGGGGAGUUGGUUAACUUGCGAGGUGUAAUGAGGUGA
This is a messenger RNA of Closterium sp. Yama58-4, 1716 nucleotides long. NCBI's taxonomy places the organism in Eukaryota, Viridiplantae, Streptophyta, Zygnematophyceae, Desmidiales, Closteriaceae. The record is from the annotation of a GenBank genome assembly.